GUCGAGGUGACCUGGGCCGGGAUGCGGGAGGAGCUCGCGGCGAAGUGGCCCGGUGCAGCCGGGCGAGGUCGGUCCACGUGGAGCUGGGAGCCUCAGGCUUCUGUACACAGAGCUGCAGACGAUGGUUGUUGGUGCUGUUAUUUGUUACGGCGUCAUUGUGGGGUGUGUGUGUGUGCGUGCGCCGUGGCUUCGGUUUGAUCUGGCUUAUAGGAUGUUCUGGAAGUGAAGGCCCCCUGAAGUGGAAGACAGCAUUGGUACUUAUUAAUAAUGGCCAACUCAAGUUUCAUUGGAGAUCAUGUCCAUGGAGCUCCUCAUGUUGUCAUGCCAGAAGUGAAGCUCCCUGACCAGUUCUUUACAGUUCUAACCAUGGACCAUGAAUUGGUGACAUUCAGGGAUGUGCUUAUCAACUUCUCUCAGGAGGAAUGGGAAUAUUUAGAUUCUGCUCAGAGGAACUUGUACUGGGAUGUGAUGAUGGAGAACUACAGCAACUUACUCUCACUGGAUUUGGAGUCCAAGUAUGAGACAAAGCUUUUAUCUAUAGGAACAGACAUGAUUAAAAACACUGGUUCUCAGUGGGAGGUAAUGGAAAGUAGUAAGUUAUGUGGCCUUGAAAAUUCCAUUUUCAGAAAUGACUGGCAAAGCAAAAGCAAGAUUGAAGUACAGGGACCUAAAGGGGGAUAUUUUAGUCAAAUGAAAACCAUCUCUCAAAAUGUGCCCAGUUACAAAACUCAUGAAUCUUUUACAUUACCUCAGAGAACUCAUGACAGUGAGAAGCCCUAUGAAUAUAAGGAAUAUGAGAACGUCUUCAGUUUUGAUGCAAAGUUUGAUGAACAUCAGAAAAAACAUACUGGUGGAAAAAACUAUGAAUGUAAUGAAUGUUGGAAAGCCUUUGGGAUAGAUAACUCCAAUAUGCUACAAGUGAAUAUUCAUACUGGUGUGAAACCUUGUAAAUACAUCAAAUAUGGGGAUACAUUUUGUUUUUAUAAAGACCUUAAUAUACACCAGAAAAUUCAUAAUGAGAAGUUCUAUAAAUGUAUGCAAUACAGAAGGACCUUUGGAAGAGUUGGAGAUGUUACUCCACUUAAAGGAAUUCAUGAUGGUGAGAAACACUUUGAAUGCUCGUUCUGUGGGAAAUCCUUUAGAGUGAAUGCACAACUUACUCGACAUCAGAAAAUCCAUACUGAUGAGAAAUCUUACAAAUGUCUGGAAUGUGGCAAGGACUUCAGAUUUCAUUCACAACUUACUGAACAUCAGAGAAUUCAUACUGGUGAGAAGCCCUACAAAUGUAUGCACUGUGAGAAGGUUUUUAGAAUUAGUUCACAGCUCAUUGAACAUCAAAGAAUUCACACUGGUGAGAAACCUUAUGCAUGUAAGGAAUGUGGGAAGGCUUUUGGAGUUUGUAGAGAACUUGCUCGUCAUCAGAGAAUUCACACUGGUAAGAAACCUUAUGAAUGCAAAGCAUGUGGAAAGGUCUUUAGAAAUAGUUCAUCCCUGACUAGACAUCAGAGGAUUCACACUGGUGAAAAACCCUAUAAAUGUAAUGAAUGUGAUAAAGCAUUUGGAGUAGGUAGUGAACUUACUCGACAUCAGAGAAUUCACAGUGGUCAAAAACCUUAUGAAUGUAAGGAGUGUGGAAAGUUCUUUAGACUUACGUCAGCCCUUAUUCAACAUCAAAGAAUUCAUAGUGGUGAGAAACCUUAUGAAUGUAAGGUAUGUGCGAAGGCCUUUAGACAUAGUUCAGCCCUUACAGAACAUCAGAGAAUUCAUACUGGAGAGAAACCCUAUGAAUGCAAGGCAUGUGGGAAGGCCUUUAGACAUAGUUCAUCCUUUACCAAACAUCAGCGCAUUCAUACUGCUGAUAAACCCUAUGAAUGUAAGGAAUGUGGGAAUUCCUUUAGUGUGGUUGGACAUCUUACUUGCCAUCCGAAAAUUUAUACUGGUGAGAAAUCAUUUGACUGAAAUGAAUGUAUAAAGUGUUUUUUAAUUUCUGAUUUUCACAGGAAAAAACUAUGGAUAGAUUUAAUAGGUAAUCAAGGCAAUUCAUUAUCUCCUUCUUUUAAAGUCUAUUUUAGACUUUGUGGCCAUUCUGUAUGUAGAAGUAGAAUUGCUUAGUCAUAGCUGAUAUAUACUUAUAGCUUUGUUAGAUAUUGCCAAAUAUUUCUCUUUUAUAUUAAAAAGUUUUUUUUCAGGGGUUUCUCAUGCAGGCAUGUUUUGUUUACAAUACCUUUUGGUGUUUAUAUUUUUGCUCUUUUGUCUUUUUAGUUUUGUAAUUGUAGUAUUUCUUCAAUAUCUUUUUUAGAUUGUAAUUAUUUGCUUGUGACAUCUAUACUUAUUUAUUUUCCUCCAGAAAGUCAGAACUCCCAGUCAGAUACAACAUAUUUUUACACUCUUAUAGCUCUUCAUUUUGUGUAAUGUGCUUUUUUUUUUUCUUUGAUAAAAAUGUGAUCUUUCCAUUUUCAUCAAAUGGUUGCCCUCUCUUUAAAUUUCUACUUUAUUUUGAUAUAACAUAUUCCUCUUUUAAAAAAACCAC
Saimiri boliviensis boliviensis (Bolivian squirrel monkey) is the source of this 2530-nucleotide messenger RNA. It is a transcript of the gene ZNF529, whose product is annotated as zinc finger protein 529. Gene Ontology annotation, molecular function: RNA polymerase II cis-regulatory region sequence-specific DNA binding; DNA-binding transcription repressor activity, RNA polymerase II-specific. Gene Ontology annotation, biological process: negative regulation of transcription by RNA polymerase II; regulation of cytokine production; regulation of immune system process. The record is from RefSeq and is a predicted model, not a curated record. Gene Ontology annotation, cellular component: nucleoplasm. NCBI's taxonomy places the organism in Eukaryota, Metazoa, Chordata, Mammalia, Primates, Cebidae.